GAAAAAUGUCAAAAUAGUGUUCGCCGUUUCAAGGGGAGGAAAAUUAAUGUAAAAAUUGACAGAUUUUAGUCUACCUUGCAGCAUAUAUGCCGUUCUCUAUUUUUUUAAAUUAUCAUAUUUCUGUUAAUUAAGUGUACAUAAUUGGUAAGAAAUAGAGUUUGUGUAGAUGCACUAACAUAAGCAUAAGUGUAAAGUAAGCGAGUGGUAAGUUUUAUUGUGAAAAUACUGUCGAGCAAUUUAGAGGGGUAGUAACGGUAUGACGGAAAAUGGCAUGCGUGUUGGAGGAGGCGCAAGCGGUGCAGAUGUUGGCGACUAUAGUAAUGGAAAUCAUGAACACGAGCUUGGGCAGGAAACCCUUAAAGGUGCUACUCGCUUAAAUGAGACUGCACAGAAGUACAUGCAGGAGCUGCUUGCUGAGCGAUCACGUAUGGAAAACCAUUUUCCACUAGCUGUCAAGUUGAUCGAUGAAGCUUUGGAGCGUAUACAGCUAAAUGGACGUAUACCCACGCGUGAACAAUAUGCUGAUGUUUAUCAGCAAAGAACUAUCAGACUGUCACAAAAGGUGCACGUUCCAAUUAAAGAUAAGAAGUUUAAUUACGUUGGAAAAUUACUUGGUCCCAAGGGUAAUUCACUGCGUCGCCUUCAAGAGGAAACACAAUGCAAAAUUGUUAUACUCGGGCGUUUUUCAAUGAAAGAUCGCGUACGCGAGGAGGAACUACGCAACUCAGCUGAUGCCAAAUAUGCUCAUCUCAAUUUGCCAUUACAUGUCGAAGUGUCAACUGUUGCCCCACCAGCUGAAGCUUAUGCUCGCAUUGCAUAUGCUCUAGCAGAAAUUCGUCGCUAUUUGAUACCAGACAAGCAUGAUGAUAUAAGACAAGAACAGUUUCGCGAAUUGAUGGAAGAUCCCGAGGCGGCUAAAAAAAUCACUAUACGUCAACAACAGCAGCAGCAGCAACAGCAAAAUAAUGCUCAUACAGUUGGUGGCGGAGGAGGCGGUAAUAAUAAUAAUUCAAAUCAUCGUUCAGGUGGUGGAGCUGGAGGCAGUGGCAUGUAUAGGCCAAAAUAUCAACAACAAUCUCAUAAUUACCAUUAUAAUGAUGAGACUGUCUAUUAUCGUUCGAAUAACAACAACUACCAUCCACACAAACCUUAUGUGCCAGCUGCCCAACGCUCAAGCUUAAUGCACUCAGCAAUGCCGCCACAAGCCAUUGUAAACGCUUCGCCAUCGGGUAUGAUGCAAAGUUCAUCAAAUUUUAGUGGGCGUGGACCAGUCAUGAAUAGUGGCGGCAUGACGUCUAAUAACGCAAAUAAUUUAAGAUACCGUUCAUCAUUGCCGCCGUAUCAAUAUAUUAAAAAAUAAUGGAAAACUAUUUAUAAAUAUAUAUAUGUAUAUAAACAUAUAUGGAUUUCGG
Molecule: messenger RNA, 1412 nt
Organism: Ceratitis capitata (Mediterranean fruit fly)
Lineage: Eukaryota; Metazoa; Arthropoda; Insecta; Diptera; Tephritidae
Gene: qkr58E-2
Product: branchpoint-bridging protein
Exons: 5
Coding region: 257-1360 (367 amino acids)
Biological process (GO): regulation of alternative mRNA splicing, via spliceosome
Cellular component (GO): nucleus
Molecular function (GO): mRNA binding
Source: RefSeq, a predicted model, not a curated record